Molecule: messenger RNA, 5032 nt
Organism: Camelus dromedarius (Arabian camel)
Lineage: Eukaryota; Metazoa; Chordata; Mammalia; Artiodactyla; Camelidae
Product: zinc finger protein 596
Exons: 7
Coding region: 1192-2157 (321 amino acids)
Biological process (GO): regulation of DNA-templated transcription
Source: RefSeq, a predicted model, not a curated record
UUCUAGGCCUGUGAAUGCGGAGGUGGGGCAGGGGUGGAAGGGGAAAGAGAGGUCAAGGGAGAACCAGGGAGACAGAGUGAGACAGAGAAAGCAGGGGUAAAUUGAAGAUGGGGAAGUGGAUCCCAUGGGCUUGGAAAGACAGUGAGAGUGAAGGAGAGUGACCUGGGCAAGAAGCAGGGGUGUAAAUGAAAAUAGAAGGAGGAUCAGCAGAGAGGGGAGCAGGACAGAGUAGGAGGAGGGGGUAUGAGCGGCAGGAGCUGCCGGCAAAGGAAGGGUGGGUCCCAGAUUCAUUAGUUUUGUUUGUAAAUUUCCAGCUUACAUUCCCUUUUACUUGUAUUGUGGCAGAUUCUGAUGAGGUCUCAGUGGUUUUCCAGUCUUUAUCAAGUAUUGAAAAUAUUCUUUAGUGCUUAGUAAAUAAUUUUACACUAUUUCAGUGUGUUCUUGGUAAGGAUAUUGGUAAUUUUUUAUAUUAACAAUCAAAACCUAGAUAAACCAGUCCGAUAUUCAACAUCUUUCUGCCCUUAUAUGAUCUCUUAACUGAGUGGGCUGUGAACUGAAGUUUCCAACCAAGUAUAUAUUCCCUUUACGGUGUCUCUGAAAAUGAUCCAGGGUGAGCUGGACUGUCCUCAGAAUUAGUUGGAAGAGAACCCUGCUGUUCUUCGUGAAUAAAUUGCUGAACCUUUUGCAUUACUGACCACCUCAUGUUUUCCAGUGCUACUAAUUAGGUCUUCUUAAUAUGUAUUUUGAUAGUUUAAUGUGAUGUUCUGGAAAAUACGAGUUAAAUACUUGAGAUUAUUGUGACUCCCAGAGGAAACUCACAAAAGGAAACAGGGCCCAGAAUCCAGCUAUCACGCCCCAGACAUUUAAAUCACCCUCUAGAUCCUCAGCCCCCUCCACUCACCCUAGAGGAUUCCAGCUCCUCCUCACGGUGCACGCACACAACAGGCAGAGAGCAGAGCUUGAGGACCACCCUGUCACCGCCUGUCUCUGUGAUGCCGAAGACAGCCUCCUUCUCGUGUUUUACAGAGGGGAUUCAAAUCUCCAGGGUUUGUAAGCUUUGGAAGAUGCUAGCUGAACAUGGUGCACUGUGGAGACGUAUGCCUGACACUUUGCAGGCUUUGCCUGCUUAAUGCUUGGACUGUCUGCGAGUGAAAACCUGGAGAAAGACCGCUGGUAGCCGAGUUACUGACGAUGCAGCCCGUGGAGUUAGUGACAUUUGAAGAUGUAGCAGUAGACUUCACCCAGGAAGAGUGGGCCCUGCUGGACGCAUCCCAGAGAAAGCUGUUCAGAGACGUGAUGCUGGAGAACCUCAGUCACCUGGUCUCCGUGGGGUAUCAGCAUUGCAAAUCAGAUGUGAUUUUCCAGUUGGAGCAAGGUGAAGAGCUGUGGACUGAAGGAGGAGGAUUUCUCCAGAGCCACAGUCCAGGCAUAGAAGGUGCCCUUAGAAAAGAAGUAUUAGCCACACAACACAUCAGGAGGGAGGACAUGUCUACAGUCAUCCCAGGGCAGGUAUCUCACUCUCCAGAGGGCCCCUUUGAAUGUAAUGGCUGGGGAGGAGAGUUCACUCAUAGCUCCAUGCUGAGCCAGCAUUUGGUAACUCCCAUGGAAAAGACACACUGUAUCAACAAAAAGUGUCAGAAAUCCCUUAGUGACCACUCCAACCUUAAUCAGCCCAAGCAAGGCCACACCAGAGGUAAAUCAUGUGAGUGCCACCUGUGUGGGAAAGCCUUCAGUAACUGCUCGAGCCUUAGAAGACACGAGAUGACUCACACUGGGGAGAAGCCGUACGAAUGUCAUCUCUGUGGGAACGCCUUUAUUCAAAGCUCUGACCUUAGAAAACACAGUUUGACUCACACUGGGGAGAAGCCAUAUGAGUGUCAUCUCUGUGGGAAAGCCUUCAGUCAGUCCUCCAACCUCCGGCAGCACGAGAGGACGCACACCGGCGAGCAGCCGUAUGAGUGCCAGCUGUGUGGGAAGGCCUUCAGUAAGUGCUCUGCCCUUAGACGCCACGAGCGAACGCACACCGGAGAGAAGCCUUAUGAGUGUCAUCUGUGUGGGAAGUCCUUCAGUCAGUGUUCUGCCCUUAGGCGACACGAGGGAACCCACCAUGGAGAGAAAAUCAUGAAUGCCUUCAGCGGAUAUUGUGACCUUAGAUGACGUGCUGUCAUAAAGGUAGUGAAUGUGGACAAGACUGCCACCAUAGCUUUAACAUUUAAAUGCACCGGAGGACUCACACAUCGAAGAAACACUAAUCAAUGUGGAAGAGGCUUCAGUCAUCCUUACUGAAUUUGACGUGUGCAAGUGUAUGUGAGAGAGAAUCCAUACGUAUGACAUCGGUGUGGUGAAGCCUUCAGUCGGUGUUCUGAGCAGAGAUGACGCGAGAGAACUCAUGCUGAAAAUGUGAGGAAGUAGAAGCCUCUAGCGAGCGCUCUAAGCUGAAAACACGCUGGAGGGCUUGCGCCGUGGAGAACCCAGGCCUGCAAUCACGGUGGACGUGCUUUCAUGUACAACUCGCAGUUAAACAGCUUGAGCAAGCUCCACUUGGGAGAACCUAGGUCUGUACUCACUGGGGCCAGCAUUCAGCCAGGCACGGGCUUGACGUGCGCAAGAAACUCGGUGGAGGAAUAACCGCUGAGUUUAACAACGACUGAAACAGGCUGUGAGGACGAAGGCUCUUGCGGAGUACCAGGUAACUCGUCCUGGAGAAGUGAGUCCAUGAGAAGCCCUUAGUUCCCAGAGCAGCACCGGGGGUGCCCGUGCCUGGGUGGUGCGCGUGUGGAUUCCCCGUACGCGCGUCAUGAAGGAAGGGAAGUCUUUGGUGAUCUCUCUUUUCAUAAUCAACUUUAAGGUUCUCACAGCGAGCAGACAGUGAUCCUAAAAUUAAAGUGGAGAAAACCUCUAGAUUCCACGUUUAGAAAAUUAAGUUUGAGGGGCCAGGGGAAGGGGGAAACCUGUAGCAUUGGUCACCAUGUCACCCAAAUCUGGGUGACAGUUGGGUUUCCUCAGGGGCACCCGAUCCACAGUGGGUGAUCAAUAUGUUAAAAGAGCCUUUUAACAUAAAAUUCAGCAAAUGAGAAUUUUGAGAAAACUAUUAACAGGGAAAAUCUGACCUAUGAAUGCAAGAUAGUGAAGAUGUAGGAAUACUGAAUGCAGAAUUUUGUUAAGAAAUUAAAACUUUGUCGAUGGAUGAUUAAUUGUAAAUACUUCAACAGUAAACCCUGUUGCUGAAACAUCUCGUACAUUGCUGAAGUUCUGGUUUUCCUUCUGUGGCUGUGAACACAGAUCUGAGUCUGCAGUCCACGGCGUGUGGGUGAGAUGCAGCCGUGCUCUGGGUCUCGCCUUCCUCGGCAGCUCCUCCCACACGGCUCAUCGCAGCUUCCCACCAACCGGCUGUCUCCAUCCACGCCUGGUGGUGACACAGCAGGGACCUUGACUGGCCCAGUGGGUCACGGGGACAGGAUCAGGUAUCUAGUGUAAUCCACCAGGGAGACUCCAGCCCUGUGUCUGACAGUUGAGCUCUGGAUACCCAAGGGACUGCAUUUCUAGUAAGCCUCAGGGCCGAGUUCCACCUUUACAUCAGGAGUAGCGGCUUUAGAAAUUAAAGUAAUAUAAAAUUGACCAGUGGUGUCUAGAAAUAAAAGUAGGCACAAUAUGUCAUAUUUUGAGGGUUUAUUAACAUUGAAAGACGCUUUAAAAACACAACUCUACAGUGAGACUGAAUUUUAAAAAGCACUGGUUUCUAUAAAACACACAGAAACAGAACUCUGUGUCAGGACAGGGCAGUUCUCAGAAGAUACAGAGCCCGGAGCUCAGUUUAACCAGAGUUUCCCAAAGUUCAGAUUAAUUUCACAGCUCCUUAGUUAUAAUUAAAUACUUAUGCCAGUUUUACUCAGCUUAUUACACAAUUAACUGAAUUAAAAACCUCCCCUAUGCCAGUUUCAUACAUUCCAUCUUGAAUUCACCCGAAAGGGACGUAGUCAGAACAGGCUGUGUGUGUGUGUGUGUGUGUGUGUGUGUGUGUGUGUCUCCCAGGGUGGCACAGGGGUCCUUCUCUGCAUGUGCACCGGGGCUGGGGAGUCCUGUUCAUCCGACGGAGCCUGCUGCCGUGCUUCCGCCUGCUCAGUCCGCUGUCUCCUCCAGGUAUUUGAGACUGAACGUCGAGCCUCAGCUACUGGAGAGUUUCUCACUCCAGUGACUGCACAAAGUCAUCCCAGAGAAAAGCGAUGGGACAGAGACAGUGUCCUUCAGAGUCAUUUGAGUCAACCUAGCACAGACCACUAGGGGCUCGCCUGGAACGAGGCUGGGUGGUGGGGAGGAUGGGGAGCCCGCCGGCCUGGGCAGUCAUCAGGUCCGCUCACUGGAGGUCAGUGCUGGCCAUCUGAGCAGGCAUCCUUCAGGUCACCUGGCAAUGUCCUGCGUCCACGUCCAUCUGCUGAGCAGAGACCACAAAGUCUGGACAGCCUCCCUGAACUGGCCUCUGAGUGCUUUUCUGAGGGUCUGGAAAGGGCCUUUUGAGGGAUUCUGGCAUUGUGGAUGGGGACCCAGGCAGAUCCCUCACCUGGUGCCAGGAUGCAGAGCUUGGAGUCCUGGCUCAGUCUGGCGGGGGCAAGAUGGGGGCUUGGCUUUGACUUCAAAUCAGGUACUUGGCUUGGACCUGGGGUGUGAGGGCAGGGCUGGGGCCAAGUAUGUUGGUGGCAGUCUGGGGAAAUCAUGGGAGCCAACAUCAGGUCUGCUGUCUGUGGGCUGGACAGUGAGGGAGGGUCCUGGACAAAGCACAGGACGGUGGGCUGGGGAGUCAGUGAUUUCCACUCCACGACCACCCCAGGGCAGAUUCCGUGGGAGGUGGCCGGCCUGUGAGCACAGUCUGGGACAGUGUCUCCUCGGUGUUUGCAUGGGCACUGGUCUGCGGGCGCUGUAAGACAGGACACCACACACAGAAUAUGUGUUAAGAUUGGUCUCAACCAAAUGGAAAAUGGAAAUCAGUCGAAUUAAAGGGCUUGGAGCAUAAAAAAUAAAUUUAACAGUAAAAUUA